Peronospora belbahrii is the source of this 1785-nucleotide messenger RNA. Lineage: Eukaryota; Oomycota; Peronosporomycetes; Peronosporales; Peronosporaceae. The record is from the annotation of a GenBank genome assembly.
AUGGCUCAAUUCAUAGCAACGGGUGGUGAUGAUAACGUCAUAAACCUUUGGCACUUGGAUGAUACGAAGAUAAACAAGAUUAACACCUUCUCAGGACCUCAAAAUGCUGUCAAAAGCCUUAUUUUUGAUCCGAGAGAGCACAAAAUAGUAUCAGGUUAUCAGUCAGGAGCAAUCAAAGUAUUUGAUUUGGAAACUGGUCAAAUGAGUCCGGCACUGGAAGGACACUUAGCAACAACAAGUUCUCUGGAUUACCAUCUGUAUGGUGAUUAUGUAGCUUCUGGUUCAGUCGAUACAAUUGUCAAGGUCUGGGAUUUACGUACCAAGAACUGUAUGCAGACAUUUAACGGACAUUCAUCCGAAGUUACAGCAGUGAGAUUUACACCAGAUGGACGGUGGCUCACUUCAGGUGAUCAGGAUGGUGUUAUCAGGAUUUGGGACCUUAUGGCUGGUCGUCUUCUACGUGAAUUCCGCGACCACGGUGGUGCGAUUACCAGCCUUGAAUUCAAUCCGGAGGAGUUUAUUCUCGUUUCUUCUGCUGCUGACCGCACUAUUCGAUUUUGGGACGUCCAAACACUCACUGUGAUAGGCGUUACUCCGGUGGACAAUGCCACGACUACAUCAAUGUGCCAUACAGUUGCAGAACCGUACAGUGGUAAGUACCUGUUUUGCUGUUCACAGGACGCGAUACGAGUGUGGUCGUAUGAAACUGCGAUUGAGUGCCACGAUAGUAUGCCGAUGCCCCGCCAGAAAGGACUGGUUCACGCUGACGCAACAAUGACGCAGGAUAUGAAGUUAAUGAGUGGGUGCAUUCAAGAUGCUUUUGUGUCGAUAUGGAUACUAGACGUGAUGCAAAUGCAGCCAUUUGAUCGUACAGUCAACGGUAAUAACGAUCAAAGAGCUGUCAAGGUCAGCAUCAGCCCCGACAGACCGUCAUCUGCAAACACAGUAGCUUCAUCCGCUCGUACGAACCAAUCCGUCAUUCGGCCCACUGCUGUAGCUAGAUCCGAGAACAUGUUGAGUGCACCGUUACCUGCUUCGUGUGUACUGGUGCAUAACGUUUUCGACGGGGAUACCCGAGCAGCAACUGCUGUAACAGGGGAUGAGAAAAGUCACGAUUACAGCCACCAAGGCAGCAGCAACCCGACUGCUUCUGGAAUCUUGGUCCCUUUGACUGAAGCAAAGUCGAUAUCAUGUCAAGUACGCCGCACAAAACACCCUAGUCGUCGAGUCAGUGCGCAGACAGGGACACCAGACGACUUAGCAUUCCAACAGCAAAAAGAGCAUUCAGAGACGUAUGAAACUGGAGUACAUUCAUUGCUCCCAUCAUCACAACAGCCUGGUGACGAUCGUGUGACGUCUGACUUUGUGAUGGAGCUACAUUGUGGUAUGGAUACAUGUGUGAAGGCUUUUACAGAUCGACAGAAGUAUGUCCAGCAGCUACUGGUUCAUUGGGAAAAAGGUCGUCUGAACGAUGGUUUUCGGUACAUCAGUGGAUUACCGAAAGGAAAACGUGAGGCUGUUGUGGUGGAUGUGCUGCGCAUCACAAACUUGCAGUCUCUAGACGUUGAUUUGGAAGCGUGUGUGCUGCUUCUUCCGCUCAUUGUAGAAAUAUUGGAGAGUAAAUUUGAACUAUAUUGGAGUGUUGGCGUCGAGUGUGGACACGAAUUAUUCAAUGCCUUUUCUCCUGCUGUGAAGGAAAGUCGAGAUGUACAGCAGGAUCGUUUCCAAACAAUGAAUCUUGCUGCUAAAGAAGAAAAAAAGAAUUCAACAAUGCAAAGCGUGUGA